This is a messenger RNA of Didymosphaeria variabile, 1053 nucleotides long. RefSeq lists its product as uncharacterized. NCBI's taxonomy places the organism in Eukaryota, Fungi, Ascomycota, Dothideomycetes, Pleosporales, Didymosphaeriaceae. The record is from RefSeq and is a predicted model, not a curated record. The coding region runs from base 1 to 1053 and encodes 350 amino acids. The transcript has a single exon. Gene Ontology annotation, molecular function: oxidoreductase activity, acting on the CH-OH group of donors, NAD or NADP as acceptor.
AUGUCCAAAGGAACGGUCCUCAUUUCUGGCUUAAAUGGCUUCAUCGCCGCCGUCACGGCAAAGUACCUCUUGGAAAACGGCUACAGCGUGCGUGGAACAGUCCGCAAAUCCUCUUCAGCAGCACCGCUCGUCGAGGGACCUCUCAAGUCUUAUGCCCAAACCGGCGCCCUCUCUGUGGUCGAGGUUCCUGAUAUCACCGUUGCCGGCGCCUUCGAUGAAGCCGUCAAAGGCGUGAACGCAAUCGCACACCUCGCUUCCCCUGUAUCAUUUAAUUUUGAUGACCCGGACCCGAUCAUAAAAGCAGCCGUCGACGGCACAAAGACACUUCUGAAUAGUGCAGUCAAGGCCGGACCCCAAGUCAAAACGUUCGUCUACCUCUCCUCCAUCGUGGCCAUUAUGACUGCGGACCCAGCCCCCUACACCUUCACCGAGAAAGACUGGAACAACUGGGCCGAGCCAACCGUCGCGGAGAUGGGCAAGGGGACGCCUGGCCCAGUCAUCUAUAGUGCUUCCAAAGCCGCCGCCGAGAAAGCAUUCUGGAAGUUCAGGGAUGAUAUUAAGCCUUCUUUCACGCAGACGGCGCUUAACCCUGUCUUUGUCAUCGGACCGGCUCUCAUUGCGCCCAAGACAGCUGCAGAAGUUGGUGAGACAGUCCGCGCUAUCUGGAAUAUCUUCAGCGGCGGUGAGUUUCCUCCACCAGGCCUUACCGCUGGUCUCGGCAACACCGUCGACGUUCGCGAUGUCGCGGCUCAGAUCGAAUAUUCCAUCUCGCAUCCCGAGGAGACAAACGGUGAACGCUACAUAAGUUCUGCGGCUGUUGCUACGGCACAAUCGACCGCGGAUAUUCUCCGGAAGGCAUUCCCAGAUGCGAAGGGAAGGAUUGUAGAGGGAACACCAGGACAGGGGUACAGCCCUGACUAUAAGCUACUGGAUAAGGAGAAUGUGCAAGAUGCGGAUGGGAGCAAGGCGAAGAAGUUGCUGAAAGGCGGGGAGUAUAUUCCUCAUGAGAAGAGCGUGAUCGAUACGGCGAAGAGUUUUGCGCAUUUAGUUUGA